CGCUCUUUUUAUGAUCAUUCGUGUAUUUUUGCCGUCGGUUUAUGAAAAGUUCAUCUUUUUUGACAGGACAGCAGCAAGUACCUCUAUUGUACUGCCUUCAACGUGCAUGCAUAGAAGAAAGUGCAUCACUCUCACUCUUUCUCUAACGGCCCGGGCGCGGUACUUUUGAGAUUAAGUCUUAACAUCAUCUACUCACAAAAAGCCGCCCCGUUCGGUAUCUAAAUCUUUACCACUUCUUUUCGCUCUACCAUCUAGGAUUGCAACUUAUCCAAAAUGGCGCCAACUGAAAAUUCUCCUUUGCUAAGCAACAACAACAACAAUGGCGAUCAAUCCUUACCGAUGCAUAGGCCAACAUCCUAUCCAUCCCGUUUCAGUCCACACGCACCUCCAGGAAGUCCAAAUUUGGUUUCUUCUAUGUGGUGGUUAUUCACAAGUUCUUGGUUGAAUAUUUUAUUGGCUUUUGUACCUUUAGGUUUCAUUGCUGAAUUUUUGCAUUGGCCUGCAAUUUGGCGUUUCAGUUUGAACUUUUUAGCAAUCGUUCCAUUGGCAAAACUUUUGGGAGACGCAACCGAACAAUCAUCUUUGAAAUUAGGUCAAACUUUGGGUGGUCUCUUGAACGCAACUUUCGGUAAUGCUGUCGAAUUGAUCGUCGGGGUUGUGGCUCUUUUGCAAGGUCAAUUACGUAUCGUACAAACAUCUUUGAUCGGUUCAAUUUUGUCAAACAUCUUACUCGUUUUGGGCAUGUCUUUCGUUGCUGGUGGCUUGUUUAAGUCCGAGAAUACUUUCCAACAAACUGCUGCUCAAGCUUCAGGAAGUGUGAUGACUUUGGGUGUCGUUACAAUCGCAAUUCCUGCCGCAUACCAAGGAAGUAUUCGUAUGAACACUUUGUUCUCACAAGGAUUUGAUGCUCUUAAAUCACUUGACGAUAGCGAUAGCACUCUCGACGGUCUAUUGUUCAUCUCUCGUGGUGCAUCUAUGAUCUUGUUGGUGAUUUAUGUUUUAUACCUAGUCUUCCAACUCAAAACCCAUGCAUUCUUGUAUGAAGCAGAAGAAGAUCAAGAUGAAGAAGAGGAAGUUGCAAUGAUGACACCUGUUGCAGCUAUUAUUGGUCUUUUAGUCGUUACAGUGAUCACAAGUUUCAAUGCAGAUUAUUUGGUCAGCGCGAUCGAUGAAACGGCAAACGAGUACCAUAUCCCGAAGGCAUUCAUUGGUACGAUCUUAUUGCCAAUCGUAGGCAAUGCAGCAGAACAUGUUACGAGUGUUUGGAUGGCAUCAAAAGCAAAGAUGGAAAUCGCAAUUGGGGUUUCUGUUGGAAGUUCGAUUCAAAUCGCAGUUGGAUUGAUCCCUGCUUUGGUUUUGAUCGGUUGGGCAGUCGGUCAACCUCUCACACUAUACUUCCAAUCGUUUGAAACUGUUGUUCUGGUUGCAAGUGUUCUUUUGGUCAACACUCUCAUUCAAGACGGAAGAAGUAAUUAUAUCGAAGGUGCAAUGCUUUGUUCACUUUAUUUGGUUGCCGCUUUGUCAUUCUGGGUUGAACCAGACAUGUAAGAAAAAAAAAUUGAUGGAAAAUCGCACUUAAGUAGAAAGACAAACAGAUAUGUUCCACCCUCCUCAAUCAUGUAUAUACGGUGCCAAUCUCUCCCCCUUUAUUAUUAUUGUAUUGUGUAACAAUCAAAAUGGC
Molecule: messenger RNA, 1681 nt
Organism: Meira miltonrushii
Lineage: Eukaryota; Fungi; Basidiomycota; Exobasidiomycetes; Exobasidiales; Brachybasidiaceae
Product: putative VCX1-vacuolar Ca++/H+ exchanger
Exons: 1
Coding region: 274-1548 (424 amino acids)
Biological process (GO): calcium ion transmembrane transport; intracellular calcium ion homeostasis
Cellular component (GO): fungal-type vacuole membrane
Molecular function (GO): calcium:proton antiporter activity
Source: RefSeq, a predicted model, not a curated record